AUGCAUAAGCUUUCGUCGCUAGAGGCGCUUCUGCUCAUCAAUAACAACGUUACAUUCACUACGUUAUUCGACAAGAACGACAAUCUUCGGGAAUUGACCUUGCAUCCGAACUGCGAUGGCUUUACAAGAAACAACCCCGCUGAACUAGGGCAGCUGCUUCCGAGAAACCUUAGGAAACUCCGCUUGGGUCAGGCAGUUGUGGUGCACCCUUCUCUCGAGUUCGACAUACCAAUGAACAUCACCGACUUGUCCUUGUUCAUCGUCAGGGAUGCCACCUUGAAGUUUCUUCCGACAAUUGUGGAAAGCAGCCAAUGUCUACGUGAGUCCUUCGUUUAUCAAUCGGGCUUGGCUGAAUGCUCUGUUCAUGCACACUACGAGCACAUUCUGUGGCUUCUACAGAAGGAAACGCAGCUUACUAAGGUGGCGCUUACCAGUAUCAAAAACGAGAGUGGCGUUUGGGACCUACGAAAGUACGAGCUGUUGCGCAGCAUCCAGAUCUCAAAGAGCAACAUCCAUCUGAUCGAUCUACCGCCUCAGGUGGUGAACUUGAACUUGUCAGACAACAACAUCACCGACCUUGUGGAAACGGUCUUUUGCAAGCUUUCCCUGAAACUUUUGACCCUCGAUGUUUCCGGUAAUCCUGCCGAGUGGAGCCAACAUGACUAUGCUGAGUUUCCGAAAUCUCUCGUCGAUCUCAGGAUGGCCAACUGCAACAUCGGCACAAGCAUCGACAUUUUCAGAUUUCCUACCAACCUCGAGAGGCUCAAUCUCGAGCGAAACAGCAUAGUUCUGAUUGACGGUGUCAAGCUUCCUAAUCCAUCUAGGCCAUUUACACUAGAACUAGCAUGCAAUUUACUCACUGAUGUCCAUAAUAUUCGCUUCCCAAAAACCACCAAAAAGCUCAUGUUCUGUGAAAACAAGCUUCGGGGCCUGUUGGAUGUUUCCCAAGAUAUAUUUGGUGAACCGACACAGAUCGAAUGGCUCCUGCUUAGCAACAACUGCAUUGAAUCUCUCGCCGAUGUGAGACUUCCACAUACGCUUCGAAUCUUUGAGAUGGACCGCUGUCCUCUCAAUAGUCUUGAAAACGUGCUUUUCCCAUCGUCGUUGGAAGAGCUCAUCCUCGUUGGCUGUGAUAUCUCCAGUAUCAAGAACGUCGCCUUUGAAGAAGAUUCCCGUCUUGUUCGGAUCGACUUGACUCACAACCGUAUAGACGCUGAGAGCCUAAGCCGUUUGAAGCUCCCACCCGGUAUCAAGCUGAUACUUCUCGGUGCAAACCGCAUAGAAGCUUUAGAUGUUGCCUACCUCACACAGUUCAGUGACCUUCGCUGCUUCAGCAUUCCCUCCAACCGACUUCGCCAGGUCUCUCUUCAGGUACCAGGAAACAUCAGACUACUUGAUCUCGCCAGAAACAAAAUCAAAGACGUCGAGCUUCGGUUUCCUCCAAACAUCAACACUCGACUUGGAGCAGUCAACCUUCUGCGAAACAUGCUCAGCAGCAUGGACCCCUCGAUGCUCGGCCACGGCGUCAAUGGAACGUUGCAUUCCAAUCUUAUCGAGCUCGAUCUUUCAGGCAACAAGCUCAAUGCUGGAUUCCUCGAAGGAUUCCCGAGCCUGCUUUCAUGCGUCUUUCUAAACGGUCUGGGUAUCACUGACCGGUACGGCUACGACAUUGGCGCCAACAUUUUGGGCCAUGGCUACUGCAUGGGCAAAAGAAUAGAAACGUGA
Messenger RNA from Candidozyma pseudohaemuli, 1725 nucleotides. RefSeq lists its product as uncharacterized. The record is from RefSeq and is a predicted model, not a curated record. The transcript has a single exon. Lineage: Eukaryota; Fungi; Ascomycota; Pichiomycetes; Serinales; Metschnikowiaceae. Bases 1 to 1725 code for a protein of 574 amino acids.